This is a messenger RNA of Helianthus annuus (common sunflower), 1674 nucleotides long. Its product is annotated as eukaryotic peptide chain release factor subunit 1-3. The record is from RefSeq and is a predicted model, not a curated record. Gene Ontology annotation, biological process: cytoplasmic translational termination. The transcript is spliced from 2 exons. The coding region runs from base 11 to 1285 and encodes 424 amino acids. Gene Ontology annotation, cellular component: translation release factor complex; cytosol. NCBI's taxonomy places the organism in Eukaryota, Viridiplantae, Streptophyta, Magnoliopsida, Asterales, Asteraceae. Gene Ontology annotation, molecular function: sequence-specific mRNA binding; translation release factor activity, codon specific.
UCACCUCACAAUGGCCGGUGCUAAUGAGAACAUUAAAAUAUGGAAAACUAAGAAACUUAUAAAGGAUUUUGAAGCUGCACGCGGUAAUGGUACUAGCAUGAUUUCUCUUAUUAUGCAUCCAUUUGAUGAAAUACCUAGGGUCAGAAAAAUGCUUGGAGUCGAAUUCAGGAAUGCUUUCGACUUAGAAAAAAAAAGAGGAGUGAAUCAACAAUCUGUUUUGGAUGCAAUCACAUCGGCCCAACAAAGACUCAGGCUCUACAACAAGGUUCCUCCAAAUGGGCUUGUCCUUUAUACUGGAACCAUUGUGACUGAUGAAGGAAAGGAAAAGAAGGUCGCCAUUGAUUUUGAGCCUUUUCGGCACAUCAAAGCAUCCUUUUAUCGUUUAGAUAACAAAUUCCACACUGAAGCGUUGACUAAACUGCUAGAGUCUGUUGACAAAUUUGGUUUUAUAAUUAUGGAUGGAAAUGGGACUCUGUUUGGAACUUUGAGCGGUAAUACUCGAGAAGUACUUCACCAAUUCAGUGCGGAUCUCCCAAGGAUAUAUGGAAGAGGAGGGCAAUCCGCUUUAAGAUUUGAUCAUUUACAAGUGGAGAUGAGACAUAACUAUUUGAAGAAGACUGCUGAGCUGGCAACACGACUCUAUAUCAAUCGUCGGCCUAUUGUUUCAGGACUGAUACUCGCUGGGUCCGAUGACUUCAAGACCGAGCUUAGUAAAUCUAAGAUGUUUGACCCGCGUCUCAAGGCAAGAAUCUUGAAUCUGGUUGAUGUUUCUUAUGGAGGUGAAAACGGGUUUAAUCAAGCAAUAGAGCUAUCAGCUGAAUUCCUUGCAAAUGUUAAAGUUAUACAAGAAAAGCGCUUGCUACGUAAGUACUUUAACAAAAUCUGUCAAGAUACCGGGAAAUGUUCUUUAGGUGUGCGUAACACGUUGAAGGGUCUUAAGAUGGGUGCAGUUGAUAUACUCAUAGUUUGGGAAAAUCUUGAUUUUAACAGGUUUACUCUUAAGAAUAACACAACAGGUGAAGUGAUUAUAAAACAUUUGAACAAGGAGCAAGAGGGUGAUCAGGAAAACUUUAGAGAUCCAACUACAAACGCCGAAUUAGAAGUUCAGGAAAAGAUGUCUUUGCUUGAGUGGUUUGUUAAUGAAUACAGAAACUUUGGUUGCACACUUGAGUUGGUUACUGAUAAAUCAGAAGAGGGAUCUCAGUUUUGCACUAGUUUUGGUGGAAUAGGGGGAAUCCUUCGUUACCAGCUGGAUAUUGUAGCUGAUGAUGAGCUGAAUGCAUAGCAAUCCAUAAUCCUAUACCUGCUGGUGCCGGAAAUGAACCUGCACCAGGCCCGAGUUCUCGCAGAUGCUGCUGGUGAUUCUGUAUUAUUCAAAAUGGACUACGUGUUGAGCUGUUGGAGAAAAGUUAUGUAAACCGAAGAGGUGUUGAUCCUGUUUGUCUGUGGAACUGCAAAACAGGCUGGACUCGUUUAGCUCCAUUCCAUACUUUUCAUGGCUUUCUGAAAGAUUUUUUUUUUGAUGUGCUGAUAAUGUUAGGCAAACAGCCAACCAUAUGAUGUUGAGUUUAUUUUGUUUGCUGAUGAUAAAUUUGCUACGGUGUGGACAAUCUAAACAUGAAUUGACUCUGUACUUGUAGAGUGCAUCUUAAUGCUAUCCGUCUUUCCUUACUC